AUGGAUCUUGAUAGCCUUCUAAGCCUCGAAGAGCAAUAUUACAAGGAAGGUUACGAUGAGGGCCGCAGGGAGAAUUUGCAAAAUAACCUAGUUGAAGGUAAGCAGUAUGGCCUCCAGGUAGGGUUUCAAAGAUAUUCAUCUCUAGGCCAUAUGAAGGGUAUCUGUGACUAUCUAAAGUUAGUUCUUCAUGAUACGCCAGUGGAGGUCACUAUAAAUGAGCUGAUAAAUAUGAUAACCAGAAUUCCCUUGGACAAUAGCAACAGUAGCGCGACUGAAUACGAACAGGCCAUUACUCGCGUACGAAACAAGUUCAGACUUCUGUUGCUUACAACCCAGAAACAUUUGAAGAAGCGGGGGUUACUCGCAGAGGACCUAUCUUUUGACCAAUUCACAACUAUUAAUAAAAUUAUUGCGGGUGAGCUGAGAGGAUUCACCACGAAUGAUAGUGAGGAGACGAAGGUGACAUUCCAGGACCAAACACAGAUGUGGUAG
Molecule: messenger RNA, 492 nt
Organism: Eremothecium gossypii ATCC 10895
Lineage: Eukaryota; Fungi; Ascomycota; Saccharomycetes; Saccharomycetales; Saccharomycetaceae
Gene: LTO1
Product: ribosome biosynthesis protein LTO1
Exons: 1
Coding region: 1-492 (163 amino acids)
Source: RefSeq, marked provisional